ACUCCGCCUGCUCUUCCUCUCCUUUUUCCCAAGUCCCCGGCGCCGCCGCCCGCCGUCCCCACCAAGCACCACCCGUCCGCCACCGCCACCGCCCUCUCCCUCCUCCACUUGACCCGGUGGUACCACUCGGAGCGAGGCAGCGAAUACGAAGCUCCCGCCUCUCCUCUCCUGCGCGCGCGGGGAGGGGACGCCUGCUGAAUCAUCGGCCGGCCAUGGCGUACCAGUACCACCACCAGGACCACACGGCGGCCGCGCUGGGGAUGGACCCGGCGGCGGCGGCGGGGAACCCCGGCGGCGGCUUCGCGCCAGGCCUGGGCGCGGGCGCGCCCGGCGGGUGGGAGAGGGAGAAGGCGGCCAUCGAGGCGCACCCGCUGUACGAGCGGUUGCUGGAGGCGCACGUCGCCUGCCUGCGCGUCGCCACCCCCGUCGACCAGCUCCCGCGCAUCGACGCGCAGAUCGCCGCGUGCGCCCCGCCGCCCAUGACCCCCGCCGCCGCGCCCUCCGGCGGCGAGGAGCUCGACCUCUUCAUGGUGAGCUGCUACUACGAGGCCUCCUCGCCUCACGCCGGCCGCGUACGGACGCCCCGCGUCGGCUGGGCCGGGCUGCUCCGCGCGUGCUGUAGUAUGUGUAGAUUGACGCGGCGUGCGUGCGUGUGCGGUUCGAAAAAAUCGGGAUUGGAUGGGAUUCGGCGAUGAAAUUUCCCUGCUCGUGUUGGGAUUGGGAUUUCAAACAGGGUAGCCAGAUUACCUUUUUUCCGAACGCACACAACAUGUUUGAUUGGUUGCGCCUGAGCUCAUCUGGGAUUAGCACUCGCUAAUCCCCGCGGGUGGAUUUCGUUAAAGUUAGCUUCUUCAGCUGCGAGUAUUACUAUGCUAGUUCAUCCCUUGAUUAUUACCCAUCCUUGUUAUCUCUGAACUUGGCUGAAUUUUGUUGGAGCAUAUUACUGCCAUGUUCAGCUACCUAGUGGUCCAAUAUAAGAACAGAACCAAGGCUUGAGGACAGGGGCCAUAGGGUGGGCACAACAUCAUUGUGGAAGUCUGCAGAAUAUUGAUCUCUUUCUUUCAAACACACCACACUUCUUUACAAUAGUUUUGAACUGGCUGGGUGGCAGUGAAAGCCAGGACGCACUAUCUGAAGUUCUGGCUGGCAUCACGUCUCCCCUUGACACUGAGUUCUUUUGCAGAAGUGCUCAUUCUGCAGCUAUGUAUGCUGUCACCUCCAUGAUCUGCUAUGCUGAUGACCGCUACGUCUGCUUUGCUCGAGACGAGGACAAGUGGGUCAUAUAUGGCUUCGAGACUGUCGAGAGAGAAGAUAGUUGGGAGCAUUUGCUAGAACGCUGGUGGCGUGGCACGAGGCCGACAUUGACCGGGGCCUGCUUGAGCCGAGGGCUAGGGCGAGGGACGUGACGGCGUCACAACUCAAGGCGGCGGCUGCCAUCGGUCAAGUGUGGCUCGUCGAGGCUGCUCGAUGUAUUUCGUUGCAGCUGCAGGCCGCGAGAUCAGGCCAGGAAGGCGCCAUGCAUUGACGAGUGAGCCAAUUUUUGGAUCGGACCAUAACAACGUGUCUCAGUCUCUGACUUCUAUAAGUAGUGCUAAAGUUUUGAAUUUGCAUGGCAAGAACCACUUAUGUAGGUAGCUGACACGCUCAACAUUGUGUUUACACUCUUACUUAUGUAAAAGA
Molecule: messenger RNA, 1680 nt
Organism: Triticum aestivum (bread wheat)
Lineage: Eukaryota; Viridiplantae; Streptophyta; Magnoliopsida; Poales; Poaceae
Product: homeobox protein knotted-1-like 11
Exons: 4
Coding region: 213-695 (160 amino acids)
Cellular component (GO): nucleus
Molecular function (GO): DNA binding
Source: RefSeq, a predicted model, not a curated record